Ceraceosorus bombacis is the source of this 433-nucleotide messenger RNA. NCBI's taxonomy places the organism in Eukaryota, Fungi, Basidiomycota, Exobasidiomycetes, Ceraceosorales, Ceraceosoraceae. The record is from the annotation of a GenBank genome assembly.
AUCUUUUGCCUAUUGUCGUUGCUCGCGGGGCCUAGGAUAGCUCAGCCUCCCUCUCAGUGUCGGUAUCCAGCUCUUGAAUACGAUGGUUCGUCAGUCACACCCUGUUCCUGAGCCUUCCGCAAAGAUAUCCACUUCCGGAUCCGGUCGGUUGCGUGGAUGACUUUGUGUGUGACCUAGCGGUAUGUAUGCUGAGAUGACUGUCGAGCACAAAUGGCGCUCCAUUUCAGCUGCCCGAACGCUGAAGCACACUCCGCUCCAAAAGGCACACACAGCAACAUCCACGCACCCCAAUUCGCGCCCCACGCGUUGCUCGUCCUCUUCGUUCCCAAGGGCGGCUUGACAGCGGACUCAGACUGGCUUCAACAGGACUUAUGCACCGUGCUCAAUGCUUGAGCUGCAGUCUUGAGUGAACAAGGGACGAGCUUGCGGCUUG